AGCGCAGUCUUCUGUUCCCGAAGAUUUCUCCCGCACCCCCAACACAAACAUUUUUUGGUUUGUUUGCUAACUUCCUGUUCUCUUCUCUUCUCGUUUCUUUUUUUUUUCAAACUGCACACCUGCCUCCCCCUUCUUUCUUUCUCGCAUUUACCAUGGCGGGAAUUACAAGGGCUGCUGUCGUGGCGAAGCGGCCGAGCAAGAACGUGGCGAGCCGCAAGAUGCACAAGGCGAGUCGCGCGACAGCCAAGAAGGAGGCCAAGUCGCCUCGCGCCAGCGCGAACGGCGCGAAGCGUCAGCACCGUUGGCGUCCGGGCACCGUGGCCCUCCGUGAGGUCCGCAAAUACCAGCACUCGACCGAUGCGCUGAUCCAGCGGGCGCCGUUCCGCCGUCUGGUGCGCGAGAUUGUGACGACCUUCAAGGAUACAAUCCGCAUGAGUAGCUCCGCGCUGGAGGCGAUCCAGGAGGCGACGGAGAGCUACGUCGUGAACGUGCUCGGCGACGCGAACCUGUGUACCAUUCACGCGAAGCGCGUGACGCUUUUCCCAAAGGAUCUGCAGCUCGCUCUGCGCCUCCGCGGUGACCGCGGCUAA
Molecule: messenger RNA, 590 nt
Organism: Leptomonas pyrrhocoris
Lineage: Eukaryota; Euglenozoa; Kinetoplastea; Trypanosomatida; Trypanosomatidae
Product: putative histone H3 variant
Exons: 1
Coding region: 153-590 (145 amino acids)
Cellular component (GO): nucleosome
Molecular function (GO): protein heterodimerization activity; structural constituent of chromatin; DNA binding
Source: RefSeq, a predicted model, not a curated record